AUGAUAAAAGAAAUUUUCACUGAUGCCAUUGUAAAACUGGAGCAGAUUGAAGUGUUUAAGUUAGAAGUUGAAAAACACCGUGCUUAUAAACAGGGACAUCUGGAAUAUCUAGUUAAGGACAGAUAUAGAAGGAUGCUAAUACUAUACAGGCACACGGACCGCCUAACUCAAAAAAACAAAGAUGCACAAUGCAUCAAUGAACUGGUAGACAUGGACAACUUAUAUCACGACACGAUGAUUUUUAUUGAAAUGAUGAAAAUGAUUGAAGGGGUCGACAAUCUCGCACCGAUAAAGCCCCGGUUCCGAUCAAAUACAGCCCAGAAAGAGUGGCGGGAAGCGGCGGACACUGCGGCGAAUGACCCCGCAAAAUUAACUAAAAACCCGCAAUCCUCGGAAACACAUCCAGGCAAACGAAAGAUCGACCGCGGCGACAUCUCGCGUCCGGGUUUAGUAGACGUCCUGAUGCAGAGCGACAGGAGCUGGCAAGAGAAGCCACGCCCCAACCGCCGUAGUACAUGCCGUAGUACGGGCAUACUCCGGGCGUCAUGGCUCGCGCGACGUUCUCCGGCCACUAAGCACGGAUCUGAGGGCGGUGAGCAAGGGUCAGGCCACACGACCGAACUAGACCCGAACGUAGCGCAUAGCGGUACGCAGGCAUGGAGCCCAACAUGGCUGACGUUCAGGGGUUGCGAGUCAAAGGCAAAGACUUUCAUCUCGUCAGCGCACUGUGUGGCCGAAAUACGAUGCGUUGUUGGCAUAUGGCAUCCCGACCAAUGUAGAUUAGGUAAGGCUAGAACUAAGAUGGACGCUCGGUGCCACUGCACUGCCACUGCCCAUUUCGGGGAGAACACAGAUUGGGAGGAGUAG
This is a messenger RNA of Spodoptera exigua (beet armyworm), 867 nucleotides long. Lineage: Eukaryota; Metazoa; Arthropoda; Insecta; Lepidoptera; Noctuidae. The record is from the annotation of a GenBank genome assembly.